Molecule: messenger RNA, 1699 nt
Organism: Cryptomeria japonica (Japanese cedar)
Lineage: Eukaryota; Viridiplantae; Streptophyta; Pinopsida; Cupressales; Cupressaceae
Exons: 9
Coding region: 103-1527 (474 amino acids)
Cellular component (GO): cytoplasm
Molecular function (GO): oxidoreductase activity
Source: RefSeq, a predicted model, not a curated record
AACUUUCCAUUCUCCUCUUCCACAUUUACAAAAGCCUCUCAAAAGUAUCUCUGGAAUGAAGAAUCGCGCAUCUCAUCCGUUAGUACCAGAGCAAUUGUAAUCAUGUCCAUUCUGCAAAACAGCUUAGAUGGGCUAAGGUGGAAGACACCCAAAAUUCCUAAUAUGGUCUCCAAAUGCACCACUGUAUCGGCCUCUUCAUUACCUUGCAAGCCUCGCAGAUAUGCUGUACUGGGCGCUGGAUUUGCUGGCAUUUCGGUAGCCUGGCAUCUAUUACAGCAUUGCUCCAAGACAUCGCUGAUGUGGAUUGAUAUAUAUGACGAGAUUGGGCUUGGUGGAGCAGCAUCAGGUGUUUCUGGAGGACUUCUGCAUCCUUAUUCUCCAAAAGGUAAGCUUCUUUGGAAUGGUAAAGAAUGUUGGGAAGAGGCUCUAAAACUUUUGACAGUUGCAGAAGCAGCAGCUAACACUGAAUUACAAAGAGCUGAAAGGAGCAGUGCAAAUAAACAGCAUAUUUUUGCAGAGCCUAUUGUUUGGAGAAGGGGCAUUUUGAGAACUGUACUAGAUGCAAAGAAUAUCAAUGACACAAGUAAAAGUGCCCAUGUUUCUCUGCCCAAUUGCAAAAUAUCCUAUAUAAAUGGCGUUGAAGCUCGGGAACUAUUGCCUGGAAUGCUUCCUCCUUCAGAUUUUUCCCUAUACAUGCCACAAGCUGUCAAUAUCCAUCCUGGGCGGUACCUUCAGGCCCUGUUUAUGGCAUGCCAAAAGGAAGCAAGAACUUGGUCAGCUGAAGGAUGUUCAGGAACUGAGGUGUCAUUGCACAAAAGAAAUAUUAAUAGCCUCCUUGAACUUUCAGGUGAAUAUGAUGCAGUAAUUGUCUGUUUGGGUGCAAAAGCUAGUUUGUUACCAGAGCUAGCAGGAAAAUUACCUCUUUCCACUUGCAGGGGUGUUAUAGCUCACUUGGAAUUAUCAAGUGCUGAUAGGGAUACAUAUGGAAAUGAACGACCUUGUAUACUAUCAAGUGCAUGGCUUGCAACUCAAGGCCCACGCAAAAUUCUCAUCGGAGCAACAAAAGAGUGGAAUUCAUCAAACAUGUCCUCAGAUGUUUCUAAAGAGGAAGCUUCUUUAGCACUUGAAAAACUAUUGCCAAAGGUAUCUGCAAUAUACCCUCCAAUUCAAAACUGGAUGGUUUUGGGUUAUCAAGCAGGUGUGAGGGCCAUGCCCCCUCGCACCUUUUUGGGUGCUUUGCCAAUUUUAGGUUGCAUUGAUGAUUUUGUGAUAGAAUAUAUGCAAAAGGAUAAGCCAACUGAAAAGAAAAAUUACCAUACACCACACCAAAAGACAAUUCCUAAGUACUGGUUUGUGGGUGGCCUUGGCUCAAGGGGUCUCAUAUACCAUGCAUGGCUAGGAAAGAUGAUUGCUAAAGCAGUAACAUCAGGAAAUAAACAUAUUCUUCCUAUUCAACUAACAUCCUGGAUGCCCUCCAACAGACGGUUUAAGCUUUAUGUUAACCACCAAUCGGCUUUAAAAUAUUAAGUUACAUUAGGCAAUGAAGAUGUUCUUCGUAUUCAAUACCAUAAUAAUUGCUGUUCAAUUAACAUCAAGAGACUCUCAAAAGUUCAAAAAGAAUAAUUGCGCUUUUUUUCAUCACAAUGACAUUUAAGAAUAGCGUGUAUUAAUGGUUAUAAUAUUUUCUAUUGUCUCACUA